Messenger RNA from Hymenoscyphus albidus, 2310 nucleotides. The record is from the annotation of a GenBank genome assembly. Lineage: Eukaryota; Fungi; Ascomycota; Leotiomycetes; Helotiales; Helotiaceae.
CGCUGCUCUCUGCUCUCUACUCCCUUCUGGAAUGCCAACCUCCUUCUACAGUAAAUUCACUGUUUACUUCCACCCAGAAGAAGAGCAGUCACUGUGGUGAAAGCAGCGCAGCUAUUCACUAAUUCCGUAUUCUGCGGUGGAUGCCUGGCCUGGCCUGCACAUCCUAUUCAAACGCACAAGCGCCUUCUUCACUCUCGAACCCCACACUCUUCUCCUAGACAACCACACCACACCCAACCACAACCACAACCCGGCCCUCCCCAAUUUCCACCAGCGAGCGACCUUUGACGCCGACCCCUUCUUGCCCAGAUAGAGGCCUCGCCACCAGACCAUCGUUCCCCAUACUACUAGUCUCCUCUCAACUUAGAAUACGAACCACCAUUUACUGGAGGCCAUCAAUCAAUAAUGUUUUCUCCAAGCAAGAAAAAAGAGGAGCCCGAGGUCGUAGUGGACAAAGUACUGCGUAGAGCGGAGAUGGGCAAGGUACUAACCUCUCUCACUCCAAGUAGAUUCGCACCGCACUUGCUAACCUCUUCUUCGCUGCAGAUCGGCCGCAAACUCAAGACAAGACUGGCUCUGGCUCAAUACAAGGCAAACCGCGGCUGGGAGGACCUCACCCUUGACACCAUCGAACCCCGAGUUGACGAGGAAUUGCGACUUCGAAGACCGACCUCCAGCGGCGAUUUACUCUCAGAUUCCUCCUCUAGCACCGGCUCCGAAUUGCGCUACCCAUCCGCCAGACACCUUAUGAGCUCGCCCCUUAAAAGUUCAGCCUUAUUUUCAGAUGACGUUCGUUCUCGAAGUGCGAGUGGAGGCAGCUAUGGUCCCCGGAAGCGCAGUUAUCACAAUACUUUCGACCUUCCAAGUUCAAGUUCGGGUUCGAGAAAGAGACUUCGUUCUUCCCCCGUUGUUGGCAGACCUUCCAACUCUAGUCAUACCUCAUGGAGAGACCAACGUCAACUAACACAAUCUUCCCCCAUUAAACCUCGAAAGCACACACACUUCACCACCUCUUCUGGCCCUAAUAUAUCCUUCCACAUGCGGGAUGAUUUCUCAACGAACUUCGCUGCCAUAUCUGACGAUGAGGAGAAUCUACCAGCACACUCAUUUAACAUCAACUCAUCCCCUCCCGCCACACCACCUCCAAUGCGUAACCGAAGCAGCCUUGGCCGCCGAAAUAAGGACAAGAAUGGCAAAUCAGGCGAAGAAGGCGCAGAUCUAUUACUUUACCUCGCAACUUCACCUUCUCCUGCUGUUCCAUCAAAUCGAUCUCGAAUGCAACCACCUUCCACCCCACCACCUAAAAACUCACCCUUGCCCUCAUCCAUGAUGACUACCCCUGGUGGAUCCGGUAUUCUGUCGCUCUUUGGAGGACCAAAUACCCCCUCUCAACCCUUCGACUUUAGCGACUUCGUCAACAUUACGCCCAGCCCCGCACAAAAGCCCUGGAACAAGACCCCAAGAACCAACAAGACACCAUUAGCUGUGACAAGACGCCGCCUCACCUUUGAGAAUUUCUCAUCCGCCAGUCCUAAUGGUCGUGAUCAGAACUCCAAUGCUUCCAAGCAUAAUGGACUGGGAAUGCAGCUCGGCGGAGAGCUCAUGCGAUGAAUCACCUUGCCAUUUCAAGUCACUAUUCGUGCGAAGUGUGGUACACGUUUUCUUUCUAUUUACAGUGUAUAUGAUACGACCCGGUGUAAAAUGUUUUUCAACUGGUGUAUUUACGGAUCGACCCAACUUGGGGGCAUCAAAAGAAUAUUUCCGCCCUUCGAGUCGGACAAGAGGAGCUCUUGUGUCUCUUUUUUUCUAAUUAAACUAUGGUCAGGAGUACUGCUAAGCCUCGUCCCCCUCUCUUGCUACCAGGCAAUGGAAUCUUACGGACCGAGCGCAAAUCUGGAAACGGUACUGGAUGGACGCGGAACAUUUGGAGUUUUCGGCGAAACAAAGAAUUGUAUGGACUAGGCAGGCAUUUGUUUAUUUGUUUUCUGCGAUCGGCGAGCAUGCAUUUCAUUGGGAAAAGAGGAGUCUUGCGUUUUGUUUUAUUAUAUUGAUUUGCUUCUGAUAGGGUGGUAAGACGGCACUUACACUUGCUUCCGACGCGUUUCGUGUCACUUUCGUGUGGGGAGUCGCGUUUCUUCGGUUUUUUUUUUCUUCCUCCUUCCAGGUUCCUUCUCAUGUUCAUACCCGGUGGGGCCCCUAGCCGAGGUCCGGGUUCCAUCUUUUUUUCUUCUCUCUUGCUUCAUAGGUAGCCAAUCACAAGCGUAGCAUACAUUGAUGGGAUUUCCCCAUCCAAUGAAAUAAUUUUUCUUC